This is a messenger RNA of Astyanax mexicanus (Mexican tetra), 1561 nucleotides long. It is a transcript of the gene cimip2b, whose product is annotated as family with sequence similarity 166 member B. Lineage: Eukaryota; Metazoa; Chordata; Actinopteri; Characiformes; Acestrorhamphidae. The transcript is spliced from 6 exons. The record is from RefSeq and is a predicted model, not a curated record.
GCGCGUGCGUUCUGAAAGGGGCGGGGCUGAACUGAGCACUGUUGUGAAUGGCAACCGCUUCAUAACACGCGCUGAAGCGCACGCACAGAUAAACACGCACACAGAUAAACAAAAACAUGGAGAAAUUCCCACCUAAAUUCAGCAAAACUUUAGUGACUCCUGACCCGCAUUACAUACCAGGGUAUGCAGGUUACUGUCCGCAGCUGAAGUAUCACAUGGGGAAGCCGUAUGCGCAGCUGACCGCGAGGCUGCUGUCUGCGCCGGAUGUUGCUCACUCUCAGAGGCUGGUCCUGCAGUCGGGACGCUUGCCCCCCACCCAGACCGACCCGGGGGAGGGUCCGAGCCGGAGCUGGAGCGGGCCAGGCAGGCACAGGGAGUGAAUACCUGGAUACACAGGUUUUGUUCCUAGAAGUCAGAACUAUUUCUCGAGGACGUACACAGAGGUGUGUCGAGAUGCUCUGUAUGAGUUUGAGUCUGAUAUAAAGAGACGGAUCCAACUAACUUCAUCUGAUCAUCUGCCUGCAGUGAACUACAGCCUGCCGGACUUUAGACCGCCGAAACUAAACACUCCUCUGACCGCCAUCUCUAAAGACCCUGCUCCAUUCAGACCCGCGAACCCCUGGAAGCCCCUCGGAUCUCCGUACUUCAUGCCUGACAGCAGUCCAUACAAAUACUUCAUAUCAGGUUUUACUGGUUAUGUCCCCAAAUCCCGAUUCCUGAUCGGAACCGGCUACCCCAUCACCACCAACCAGGCGCUGAUCCAGUUUGGGAAGCAGAUGAAAGCAGGAAACAGCGCCAUCGCCCUUAAGGAGGACGACAGCAACCUACCCUCUAUUAACACCAUCUAUUCCCGACACCACGGCAUCAUACCCUCCUUUACUGGCCACGUUCCAGGUUACAGAUUUCAGUAUGGCCAGACGUUUGGGCAGCUCACCAACAAUGCCCUGGCGAACACCCAGAGAUAAAGAGCGAGUGAUGGGUCAGUGGACUUUCAGCUGGAUCCCACCAGCAGACCUUUCAGGAAUAUUUAGUGGCAAAUAAAGAAAUUUGUGUUGGCAAAACAUGAACUAAACUACUUUAUUCUUAUGUUGGUUGAGCUGGUAUGUUGAGUUUCAAUCAGACCAUGAGAAAUUAUAAAGCAAAUGAAUGAUUGUACACAGUAAAUAGUGAAUAAAAUGGCAUAAGUUAUAUUUUUCAGGUAGACUUGCAAAACGUGCAUAAUGUUGUCUUAGGGAAUGUAUGAAAAAAAUACAGUUUUAGUCAGGUUACAACAAAAAUAUAGUAAGAAUAUAAACAACCAAAUAUACUUCUUUACAUAUUCUUGUACAUGACCCACUUGUACACCUCAUUGAACUGGACGUAGAAAUGCCAUUUAAAGUUAGGGGAGGAAAUGGUAGAGUUGGAUCUCAAAACUCCAUCACCCAGAAUCCCCUGCGGUGAUUAGAUUAGCGUCAACCAGCUGCACCUGUGCAUCACUCUAUAUAAACACCAGUCAAACAAGUCGUCUCUGUCGCACCUUUGUAGAAGGUUAAUAAAAGUAAAUAAAGUAUCUCAAAAAAAA